AUGGGAGACGUCGCCGUGGAGAACCCGGCGAACACCAUCUCGUCUUACAACAAGGCAGCUCCCUUGGAUACGAUUCCCAACAUAGACUCUCUCGAAGGCACAGGCGCAGAUGACGGUGACGAAUAUGCUACCCUGAAGAAGCUGCAGAGACACCUGGAGUACAUCAAACUCCAAGAAGAAUACAUCAAGGAUGAGCAAAGGAGUCUGAAGAGAGAGCUGGUUCGCGCACAGGAGGAGAUCAAGCGGAUACAGAGUGUGCCCUUGGUCAUUGGCCAGUUCAUGGAAGCAAUCGACCAAAAUACCGGUAUUGUGCAGUCAUCGACCGGUUCCAACUAUGUCGUUCGCAUUCUCUCUACCCUCGACCGCGAGAAGCUGAAGCCGUCCUCAUCCGUCGCCCUCCACCGUCAUUCUAACGCCCUCGUUGAUAUCCUACCACCAGAGGCCGACUCUUCCAUUGCUAUGCUAGGAGAGAAUGAGAAGCCGGAUGUGACAUACGCAGAUGUUGGUGGUCUCGACAUGCAGAAGCAGGAAAUUAGAGAGGCCGUCGAGCUUCCUUUGACGCAUUUUGAUCUUUACAAGCAAAUCGGUAUUGACCCUCCUCGCGGUGUUCUGUUAUACGGUCCUCCCGGAACUGGAAAAACAAUGUUGGUCAAAGCUGUUGCGAACAGUACUACCGCAAGCUUCAUCCGCGUGAAUGGUUCCGAAUUUGUUCAGAAAUACUUGGGAGAAGGACCCCGCAUGGUCCGUGAUGUGUUCAGAAUGGCGCGAGAGAACUCUCCAGCCAUCAUCUUUAUUGAUGAAAUUGACGCUAUUGCUACGAAGCGUUUUGAUGCCCAGACCGGUGCCGAUCGUGAGGUCCAGCGUAUCCUGCUAGAACUUCUUAACCAGAUGGAUGGUUUUGAGCAGACGAGUAACGUGAAGGUCAUUAUGGCGACCAACCGAGCAGAUACUCUGGACCCGGCCUUGCUGCGACCCGGUCGUCUAGACCGAAAGAUCGAGUUCCCUUCGCUACGUGACAGGCGAGAGCGCCGAUUGAUUUUCUCCACAAUUGCGUCCAAGAUGUCCUUGUCUCCGGAGGUAGACUUGGACUCACUCAUCGUUCGAAAUGAGCCGCUGUCCGGUGCAGUCAUUGCAGCGAUUAUGCAAGAAGCCGGUCUUCGUGCGGUGCGAAAGAACCGAUACAACAUCAUCCAGUCCGAUCUUGAGGACGCGUACGCUGCACAAGUCAAGACCGGACAGGAAUCGGACAGGCUCGAAUUCUACCGGUAA
This is a messenger RNA of Aspergillus calidoustus, 1269 nucleotides long. The record is from the annotation of a GenBank genome assembly. Lineage: Eukaryota; Fungi; Ascomycota; Eurotiomycetes; Eurotiales; Aspergillaceae.